Messenger RNA from Strongylocentrotus purpuratus (purple sea urchin), 6762 nucleotides. RefSeq lists its product as uncharacterized. The transcript is spliced from 4 exons. Bases 2369 to 4624 code for a protein of 751 amino acids. The record is from RefSeq and is a predicted model, not a curated record. NCBI's taxonomy places the organism in Eukaryota, Metazoa, Echinodermata, Echinoidea, Camarodonta, Strongylocentrotidae.
UUCAUAUAUAUUCAAAAUGGCGGAUCUAUGAAUCAUUCAACAGCCCUACCAAAUAAGGUACACCUAUGUUACGUUCGACCAAUCAGAUAUAAGAAACCGCAACGAAAAAAGUUUGCGCUCGUCCAUUACUAAAUAGGGGUAAUAAAAAGGAAGAAGGGGAGAUGAAACCAAAAAAAUCUUUAAAAUGAUCAUUUUACUACUGUGAAAUAUCAAAAAAUUAAAAAAUUGUAGUUUUAUGUGAACAAUAAAACAUAUAUCUUUGUAUGGUAAAACAAUUAUCGUAUCAAAUUUACAAUGACAAAUUAGUUGUUCCCCCUUGCUUUGAAUGGACCGCUAAAUAGUCUCCUCACAAAGUGCCAGAAAAGUUAUCAAAGUUUAAUAUAGGACAGUUUGUAUUGUUUUUGCAUGCGUAAUCAAUUUUAUGUAAGAAUAGAAGGUUGUGAGUUCUAAUUGUAAAGACUAACUUUUAUACUUCUUAUGAACAACCAAAAAAUAUUAAAAUCGUGCUGCACGCAUGCUAAAAGUUACAGCUAAAGUUAUCAAAAGUUGUGCAAUGAUGUCUAGCACAAUAUGGAUCAUGAGUAGUAUUUCUGCCACUAGGCCAAGUGGAAAAUCUAGGUCUUGCUUGAAAUGUGAUAAAAACAUUCUCACUUGUAGAAAUUACAAGAAAGUAAGUAAGGAUAUUGCUCGGAAAAUCAUCGCGACUGGAUUUCUACAUGCAGCACCUGCAGAGGCACCCGUAGCAGGGGAUAGUGCAGGCCCAUAUCGGUCAAACGAUGUCGAUGACCAAGCUCUUGCCGAGGACAGCCUCACGAAGCAAGCGGGGUAUAUCUGCCGAUCAUGCCAUAAUAAACUUAAUGCUACGCUGGCAAUGUUAUGCCUCAACAAUUUCGUUGUUGAUGGUCAAGGAGAGCCCAAGUCGCCAAUGAAAGCUGCUGGUGAUGGCCGUUUUAAACGUCUGAGCAAGCUCAAAGAUUCCCCCACGACAUUGCAGCAUCGCCAAAGCAAGACGAGAUGUGAAAGUUCAUCCCCAUCGCCAUCGGCAUCGGCCUCCCCCUUGGCCCCGGCCUCGCAGUCUAGCAUCACACCAUGCUUAACCACUUCGAGGUUUCCAGACAAGCCUAUUGGAAGUAUUGCUGCAGGUCGGAGAAGAUUGAAAUAUCAGGAAAGGAAAAAAUCCACUGAGGUGAGUGAAAAUGAAAGUUGUCGUUGCCUAACUAAGAUUUUAGAUCUAGCCUCUGGCUCUACUAGAUCAUGUAGAACUAGGCUCUAACGUUAUUUUUUUGUCGGACGUUAGGUCCUAGAUCUAUGUCUAUUACUAUUUGGCUUAGAAUUUUCAUUGCAACUAUUAAAUGCAAGCAAAUAAUAUUCAUGCUAUAGUAUAUCGUGGUUUUGGAAACCACCGCUCAUUCGCUCACAUGCAAUAAAGCAAAGACUGAAAGAGUCUAUGUAAUGUAGUGAAUGGUGGUUUCCGAAACCACGAUAAUGCCAAUACUCUUGUAAUACUGUCUUAUAAACACACACGUAUUCACGUCAUUAGCUCAGUCAUAGCUGCUUUAUCAACUAAAUCUAGAUCAAACGUUAAAUAGAUUUAACGUUUGAUCUAUUUUUUUUGGAUUGAUUUUUUGAAUUGAUUUCAAACAUGAUAAAACACUUAACAGUACGGAGAUUCGAUGCCUUGCUCAUUAUUGACAUUAACUUACACUGCAUGACAUGCUGGGGAUCAAAUCCUGGAUUCUCGCAUGAUUAAGUUCCUUACGUUAUGAAUAAAAUAAUAAUAAUAGUGCUGGUGGCUUCUUAUAUAUUAUAUUUAAGCACCCAUAUCCGUCGGCAUGGUCAGGUAUGACGUUCGUGGUGCUGUACAUGCAAAAAUACAAAUUAAAUGAAAUGUAUGAAACCACAAGACAAUUCCCGUAAACCUAAAUGACAUGUAGAGCCCACAAAGCGACUUUUAAAAUGCAUGUUGUCAUUUCAAUGAGUAAAUUAAAUUAUGCUACAACACCCUCAAGAAAGUAAUGCAGUGAUUUCACUUUCAAGCUGUGAUUUUAUCUUGGUUUGAUGUUUGGUUUAUUUCAUAGUUAUAAAUAGGAUGUAUUUAUUCAUUUCAUCUUAUAUAGUUUAUGUAUAGUAGAUCUAGAGGUAAAUGGAAAUCGUAUAGGGUUAAUUGAGUAAUGCGUUCAGUUUUUACAAAGUUGACUCAACAUUCUGUUUUUAUUCAACAGAUGACACUUAUAACAAGUUCAGAUUCAGGAUCUGAAGAGAUCAGGAAAAUUCCAGUCCACCUCCAGAAUGUUGUCAAUGCUGCAGGGAAGGAGAUCUGAGGGAGCUCGUCAGCUGUCUACAGAAAUUACCAGGUGCUGCAGAAGAGAUGCACAAGUGCACUGCCUCAUCGAUCAACAAUGAAUGUGCCAAUCUUUGCAGUGAUCCACUAAAAUCUUCCUUUGGUAAUACAACAAAGCAGAAAUUACAACAAUGGUCCUACCAAGCUCAAGAAGAAGAGCUGCAAGAAAAGGCCCCCACACUUCUGACAUGCAUAAAGGCUGCUGCUGUAAGUCCAGGGAUUGAGGCAGGAAAUCGAGCAAAUCCAAGGAAGACCUACAGAUCUAUUCAACCGGGCAUACUGGGAGCUGCUGGUGUUCUUCUGAAUGCAAGGAAUGAGCGGAUGAACUCUCACCAAGUAAUGAAUGCCCUAUCAGUAAGGAGAGGUGGGUGUGGGUUUAAGACCAUCAGCCGUCUUAAGGCAAGAGGUUUUUCCGUAUCCUAUAAAACAAUUCUCAGGAAACAAGUUGAGUUCGGAAAAGACUACAACGCGAAGGUCCUGGAAUGGAAAGAAACGAUCGAGAAAGAUGUGCAGAAGGAGAAUGACCUCCUUAAAGAUCCUGAUGGGAAAUCUGCUCUCCUAAAACAUAAUGCCGAAAGACACCGUGGCUUUAUGUUGAAUGGAGACAAUGUGGACUUUCGGAUUUCGCCAAGGCAAAUGACGAUUGCCCAAGGAACCACUGAUCUGCAUUACUUCCAGUUUCUUGCAGUCAAGAAUAGGGUGGCUGACUUUUCGCUGUCUUCAGACGGUCCCAAAAGAGAUGUAGAAAAGGAGCCACUGUCAACAUUUCUACCUUCCGUAGAAGACAAUGCUGACUUGAGAGAGGACUGGUUGCAUCUUAUUGCACAAGUAAUAGGAAAGAACAUCCCCCCUUUGUGCUGGAUGUCAUCUGUCUUGCCGGAACACAUCCCCCAUCCUUUCAUGAAAGAGAUGAAAAAGAAAAGUGAAGUGGUCAAUCUGGGAGUCCUCACUUCAAAUGAAAAUACCCAUGAAGGAAUGGUUGAAAUACUUGAUCAUAUGAACAAGUAUGUUCCUGUAGAGACUGAUGGAACCACUCCUGUUAAAAUCAUCAGUGGAGGCGAUCUCCUAACCUGUGAGAGGGAGACCAACACCAUUCUGGACCGACAGGACAGUCCUUCACCCAUGGCUCGCUGGGAUGGUUUGGUUCCAGUGAUAGACGACUUCCACACAAUGGCAAACUUCCUAUCAGCCAUAUGGACUCUUCUCUAUUCGACAAGUUCAGCAAGGGACACUGGCACUAUGUAUGCUGCCAGAAACUUCCUGAGAGCACACAAUGUGUCCAAUGAUCCAAUGAAGGACAUCAAUGCCUCAGUGGAGUUUCUUGACAAAUACACAGAAGCUCUCAUAGUUUGUGCUGCACUGGAGCACUUCGGAAUGGAGGCAGUGACAUCGGAGCCCACAAAACACCCUUAUGACCCCAUGACCAUGGAUCCCACCGUCUAUGUGAAAGAGCAGCUUCACAGCAUUGUUGACAAAUUUGCGCUUCAUGAAGGGCCAGACUUUGCGAAGCAAGCAGACUAUGUGUGCCCUCAUUGCCAGAAGGUAUAUAAGCGGCUGAGCGGAAUCAGAAAGCAUAUGGAAGAUAAGCAUUCACAACAAGCACCUCAAGCUAGUUCUGACACUUCGACACAAGAUGGAGAAGACAGUGUUUACAACUACAGUUGUGCAUCAGUAAGCAUUUGUUUGUUGUUUAGAGAUUUCCAGGAUGCACGAAGAUAUGGAGAUGGAGCCAGAUUAAUUCGUUUAUACAAGUACUUGCUACUGUACUUCAAGCGAACUCAUCGUACCAAGUACAGUUUUCAGUCGUUGAGACUCUUGGCCCAAGUGGAGUGUAUGCUGUCACCUCGUCUAGCCUUUGAGCUCACUUGGAACAGGUUCGUGAACAAGGAGGGAAAGGCUGACACAAACAAAGAGGUGGACAGGGAAAAUGAACACCAGAAUAAAGUGUUGAAGGGAGAGUGCAAGCAAUUCAAUGGCAAGAUUAGCGAAGCUUCUGUGGAACGGGUUAGUCACUCGGCGCAAGAAAUUGAAGAAAUCCUGGUGACUUGCGAUAACGUUUCGCAUGUACAGAGAAAGAAAGGACUCCAUGCUGGGAAAGAUACUACAGGUGAUGUCCAGAAACUAGCGACAGCCAUGCAUAAAGAAAGGAUCUUCCAGGAGAAGCAAAGUCGCAGGCAUCAUGCUUUCCCAAGCUAUCCAAAGAAUCCCUUGACUCAGCUAGACUUGCCUGAUCUACAGAGAUGGAUGAAAGCCACCCUUAAGAAACCGAGUUGUAGAUUGUGAGGAUUUUAUUGUGAUUUUCCUUUGUCAAGCUGUAGAUUGGAUGUUACAAGUAAACCUCUGUGACCCUUGACCUUUGACUUGAGAUAUUAACUUCAGACUUGAGGAUAGUAUGUAUCACCAUAUGAAGAUGAUCUGAUUUUAUUUUGGAAUGCGUAGUUCAUAGGUCAAGGGUCGCAGAGGUCAACUUAUAAAAUUCCAGGUAUUGGCCUCAUUAUGGCGAUAUUUCAGAACCCCUUGAGAUGUGAACUUCAAAUUUGAUGGGGUCUUCAUAGGAAAACAAGCUGACUAGAUUUUUGGUAUAAUGAGGUCAAAAGUCAUAGGUCACAGAGGUCAAUUUCUGAAAUUACUGGUUUAAAAGGCGGAGGCAUAUAGCAGACGCAUUCGCAUUUGUCUUGUUUAUUCUUAAGACCUUAGCCAAUACAUUUAAGGGUUUGCAUAGCAAAACACAGUGUUAAAAUCUCAGGGAUAAUUCUAUAUUUUUGGUAUUAUGUGGCGUACAUACAAAUACAAUGUCGACUAAAAAAGGAAAUUGGCAAUAUGAUAUAAUGUCAUAUGAUAUGAUAACAAUAGUGAUAUGAUAAUAUCUUCUUUUCUUAUACCAUUCGAUUACAUGUAGCUUACUUAAAAACAUGUAGAUGGUGUCACUAAACUGAACAAAAUAUAUUGAAUGAAUCUUUUGAUUGACCCAGCUUGACCAUAAAAGAAUUCUGCACAAAAGAUGGCCCAGUACCAUUUUCGCUUAAGUCACAGAUAGUGUUGUUGUUAUCAUUAUUAUUAUUCUCCGUGUCAUUAUUAUUGGUAUUAUCAUUGUGGCAGUUAUUAUUUGUGCUGAAAAAAAGUAUUCUUUGUGUUACAUGUAUUGGUAAUGUGAAGACUUCUCGGCUACGUUGCAAAUGAACAUUUCAUUUUCUUUGCCAAUUUGUGUUUUCACUAGACAUAUGAAAUUAUCUGCCAGUUACUGCCAAAAUCCGAAAGUGCAUUACUCUAUAAAUGUGUGCAAUAGUGCAUAGAUUAUUUCAUGUAUUAUCUUUUUGUUUUUCAGUAAUGUAUAUGCAAUGUAUUUUGGUUUCAUUCUUAAUUGACAAAUGUGCUUGGUCAAGAGAAGAACAAUGUUCCAUACGAUCAACAAGUAAGUUUUGAACAAAUGGUUUGCAAAACUCCUCCAGACCAAUUAAAUUACCUCUUUAUAUCGAAGCCUUGUCAAAUUAGGGCUGGCAAAUAAAAUGAUAAUAAAAAACGAUAGAAUACAAACAAAAGGGACAGGCAAAACCACCUUUUGUUACUAAACAGUGUCUUUUAUAACAGGCUUCCACUGUAGUCUAGUUGGCAAUUUACUGAUACUGCAAUACAAUUAGUGAAUAUAUAUAUUUUUAAAAGAAUCUAACCUGUGAGUCAUUGAAACAAUUAUUCAAAGUAGUAAUCCGGGUGGAUGCAAGACGAUGAGAAUUGAUGACUGCCAACCAUGUGUAGAUACAUGAAAAACUAAAUUCACCCUUUCAGAAAUUUGUUUAGAAUCCUGAAGUUUCAUUCUACUGAGCAGAAAAGGGGCAGUCUUUCAAGUCUUUCUGAUCACUGAAAACGUAACUAUGAUAGUCGAGUAGGCAUUUUUUUCUUCAAAUCUUUGCAUAUUCUUUAGCCUAAUCUGUUAUAUUUAUAAUGUCUUUUUGAAAUGCUAAUAUGGAUACAGAAGUCAUCCAUUACCUUACAAUGAGAUGGGGGAUGAGAGUGAAGUAUUGUGUUUCACAUGCAUUCGACACCCCCCCCCCCCCCCCAAAAAAAAAGAAAACACAACACACAAAGGAAAUUUGAUGAUAAUAAUAGAACCCAAAAGAAAACAAAACCGUUUUUGUUUCAGUUUACCCCUGCUAAUUUUCUAUGCUGGUUCAUAUAAGUACUUGUAGCAGAGGGUGUAUGUACAUCAGUUUGUAAAAUAAGCAACGUUGUAUGGAGAUAGAUAAAUAAGUGUUUAAAAGCAGAGAGGAAUAAAGAAUGCAUUAAAAAAAAAAGUUUCAAGGUUGAGAAAGACAGAAUAUUAAAUUGUUAUAUUUUAGUCAAAAUUUGUGCAGUCCGAGUAACUUCAUGUUGCAAUUUAAAUUGUUGAUAACAGUAAAAUCUGGGACAUCCAGAGGAUGAAUGAA